Ilex paraguariensis (yerba mate) is the source of this 1679-nucleotide messenger RNA. Lineage: Eukaryota; Viridiplantae; Streptophyta; Magnoliopsida; Aquifoliales; Aquifoliaceae. The record is from the annotation of a GenBank genome assembly.
CCCAGUCUCGACUCUAAUCCUAAAAAUAAGAUUUCAAGGGAGAGAAGACAAACAAGAGAUCCAAUCUGAGAACAUCAAUGGAGAAACCACCAACGUCAGUAUCAUCAUCAAAGCCUUCUUCCUCAGUCCUUCCUUAUCAAACCCCAAGACUCAGAGACCACUACUUGCUGGGCAAGAAGCUAGGCCAAGGCCAAUUCGGUACAACCUAUCUCUGCACAGAGAAGUCCACAGGCACCGAAUACGCAUGCAAAUCGAUCCCAAAACGCAAGCUCUUGUGCCGCGAAGACUAUGAAGAUGUUUGGAGAGAGAUUCAGAUAAUGCACCACCUGUCUGAGCACUCAAACGUUGUGAGGAUCAAAGGGACUUACGAGGACAAUGUGUUUGUUCAUCUUGUGAUGGAGUUGUGUGGUGGUGGUGAGCUCUUUGAUAGGAUUGUGCAAAAGGGUCAUUACAGUGAGAAAAAAGCUGCUCAGUUGAUGAAGACCAUUGUUGGGGUUGUGGAGGCUUGUCAUUCUCUUGGUGUCAUGCAUAGAGAUCUCAAGCCUGAGAAUUUCUUGUUUGAUUCUCCUGACGAGGAUGCAAAACUUAAGGCCAUCGAUUUUGGGUUGUCUGUGUUCUACAAGCCUGGGCAUUAUCUUUCGGAUGUUGUUGGAAGUCCAUAUUAUGUUGCACCUGAAGUGUUGCAUAAGUAUUAUGGACCUCAAAUCGAUGUAUGGAGUGCUGGUGUUAUUUUGUACAUCUUACUAUGUGGGGUUCCACCUUUUUGGGCAGAAACCGACUCCGGUAUCUUCAGAGAAAUUCUCAAAGGCAAAUUAGAUUUUGAAUCUGAACCAUGGCCUCAUAUUUCUGAAAGUGCAAAAGAUCUUAUACGGAAGAUGCUUAACAGGGAUCCAAGGAGCAGAAUAUCUGCUCAUGAAGUUCUAUGUCACCCAUGGAUCGUGGAUGACAGAGUUGCCCCAGACAAACCUUUGGAUUCUGCAGUUUUGUCGCGCCUGAAGCAAUUCUCAGCAAUGAACAAACUUAAAAAGAUGGCUUUGCGUGCUCUGCAACUUUUUAGGAUGCUGGAACUCAUUGAGGCCUAUUAUAUUCCAUCCUCUAAGGCUGUUUUUCCUAUCUUGCUGGGGAAAAGGUUGGGGAGGCCCUUUUUUAUUCCACAAAAGGUGGAAGCCUUGUGUAUUGAUCACCUGGUGCUCAACAAGGUUAUAGCAGAAAGGCUUUCAGAAGAAGAAAUUGGAGGUUUAAAACAGUUGUUCAAGAUGAUUGACACAGACAAUAGCGGGACGAUAACUUUUGAGGAACUGAAACAUGGGUUGAAAAGAGUAGGCUCUGAACUAACAGAGUCAGAGAUCAAGGCUCUUAUGAAUGCGGCUGAUAUUGACAACAGCGGCACAAUUGACUAUGGUGAAUUUCUUGCUGCUACCUUGCACAUGAAUAAGAUGGACAAAGAGGAGAAUCUUCUUGCAGCCUUCUCUUUCUUUGACAAGGAUGGUAGUGGCUACAUAACAAUUGAUGAGCUUCAACAAGCUUGCAAAGAUUUUGGUCUAGGUGAUGUUCAUCUGGAUGAGAUGAUCAAAGAAAUUGAUCAAGACAAUGUGAGUCUCUUUAGCUACAUCAUAAUUUUAGUGCCUUGGAUAUUGCAGCAUAAUGUGUUCUUUGCCCGUUCAUAUGGUCUUUAUUAA